AUGACGACGGGCGUCAUGCGAAACCUCCUGCUGCGGGUGCCAUCACCAGCCUACUUCCCCCCAGAGGAGGAUGAAGAGGAUGACGAGGAUGACAAGGGGUCCACAGAUGACGAUGAGGAGGAUGAGUGUCCGGACCCCCAGCUGUCGGACCCCCAGGACGUGACCGAGCGUCUUCUGAGGUUCGCCGACAUCAUCAGCCGCGACGUCCGCCGAUACUUUGGCAGGCGGGAGGCCCGGGACGUCUACGAAGAGAGCGCUGGUUCCGUUGGGCCCACCGGGGGGCGUCUGGGUUAUGACGACCUGCUGAGGUUGGCCGGGUCGGCGGCCGAGGGGGCCCCCGGGGCAGUGGCUGAGGGGCCACCUUCCUCAGAGCUGGGCCCCCUGGCUGAACUGUUUGAGUCCCGGGGGAAAGGCCAAGUCCGCCCCAUGAAUGCCAGGCACCUGCCACUCAGUUUCUGGAUGGAGCCGGACCCCCCAAACCCUCAGGAUGGGCACACCCCACCACGGGACACCCAUGCAAACUACAGCCUGCACACGCUGGAAAACUCCCAACCGGACUUUAGCGACCUGCUGGCCAACUGGGACCCCAACCCGGAUGACGCCAACGUGCUGCAGUGA
Phycodurus eques (leafy seadragon) is the source of this 618-nucleotide messenger RNA. Its product is annotated as protein PERCC1. Lineage: Eukaryota; Metazoa; Chordata; Actinopteri; Syngnathiformes; Syngnathidae. The record is from RefSeq and is a predicted model, not a curated record. The transcript has a single exon. The coding region runs from base 1 to 618 and encodes 205 amino acids.